UGCUCUGUCUCUGAAGUUCCUCAGCCUGAGGAGUGAAGAUGAAGCUUCUUAUUCUGGCAGCCCUUUUCGGCCUGAGCCUUUCGCAAUACAACCCACACACCAAAAGCGGCCGCACUGCCAUCGUUCACCUGUUCGAAUGGCGCUGGCAGGACAUCGCCGCGGAGUGUGAGAGGUACCUCGCUCCCAACGGCUUCGGAGGAGUUCAGAUUUCUCCUCCGAGCGAGAGCAUCGUCGUCACCAACCCUUGGCAUCCUUGGUGGCAGAGAUAUCAACCGAUCAGCUACAACCUCUGCUCCAGAUCAGGAACUGAGGCUGAGCUCAAGGACAUGAUCACCAGAUGCAACAACGUUGGGGUGAACAUUUACGUGGACGCGGUGAUUAAUCACAUGUGUGGAUCCGGAGCUGGAGAAGGUAAACACUCGAGCUGCGGAUCGUAUUUCAACGCCAACACAAAGGAUUUCCCUGGAGUUCCCUACUCUAACUUGGACUUUAACGACGGAAAGUGCUCCACCUCCAGCGGCGAAAUCGAGAAUUAUAACGAUGUUAAUCAGGUGAGAAACUGUCGUCUGGUCGGUCUGCUGGACCUGGCUCUGGAGAAAAGCUACGUCCGUGGUAAAGUGAACGAAUACAUGAACAAGCUGAUCGAUAUGGGCGUGGCCGGGUUCAGAGUGGACGCCUGUAAACACAUGUGGCCUGGAGAUUUAAGUGCUGUUUUCGGAAGUCUCAAAAACCUCAACACCAAGUGGUUCACCGCUGGAUCCAGACCCUUCAUCUUCCAGGAGGUUAUUGAUCUCGGUGGAGAGCCGAUCACAGCGUCACAGUAUUAUGGGCUGGGCAGAGUGACGGAAUUUAAAUACGGCGCUAAACUGGGAACCGUUUUCCGCAAGUGGAACAACGAGAAACUGCGCUAUCUGGUUAACUGGGGAGAAGGUUGGGGUCUUAUGCCAUCUGAUAAAGCUUUGGUGUUUAUUGAUAAUCAUGAUAAUCAGAGAGGCCACGGAGCUGGAGGAGGUUCCAUCCUCACCUUCUGGGAUCCCAGGUUGUAUAAGAUGGCUGUCGGUCUGAUGUUGGCGCAUCCGUACGGCUUCCCCCGAGUGAUGUCCAGCUACCGCUGGGAUCGCAAUUUCGUCAAUGGAAAGGAUCAGAACGAUUGGAUCGGACCUCCGAGUUACAGCGAUGGCAGAACGAAGCCGGUUCCCAUCAACGCGGACAGCACGUGUGGAGACGGCUGGGUGUGUGAGCACAGGUGGAGGCAGAUCAGGAACAUGGUGAUCUUCCGGAACACGGUUAACGGACAGUCGCUGGUCAACUGGUGGGACAACGGAAACAACCAGAUCGCGUUCGGUCGCGGGAAUCGCGGCUUCAUCGUCAUCAACAACGACGACUGGACUCUGGACGCCACGCUGAACACUGGUUUGCCCAGCGGCACGUACUGUGACGUCAUUUCCGGACAAAAGCAAGGAAGCUCUUGCACAGGAAAACAAGUGCAAGUGGGUGGAGACGGGCGCGCUUACUUUAAAAUCAGCAACACUGACGAGGAUCCGUUCGUCGCCAUCCACGUUAAUGCGAAACUGUGAAAUGAUACAUAAUAAAAAAACCAAGUGAGCAUGCA
Molecule: messenger RNA, 1612 nt
Organism: Ictalurus furcatus (blue catfish)
Lineage: Eukaryota; Metazoa; Chordata; Actinopteri; Siluriformes; Ictaluridae
Gene: amy2a
Product: amylase alpha 2A
Exons: 10
Coding region: 39-1577 (512 amino acids)
Biological process (GO): carbohydrate metabolic process
Molecular function (GO): alpha-amylase activity; cation binding
Source: RefSeq, a predicted model, not a curated record